Molecule: messenger RNA, 2358 nt
Organism: Eufriesea mexicana
Lineage: Eukaryota; Metazoa; Arthropoda; Insecta; Hymenoptera; Apidae
Exons: 6
Coding region: 1-2358 (785 amino acids)
Biological process (GO): regulation of transcription by RNA polymerase II
Cellular component (GO): nucleus
Source: RefSeq, a predicted model, not a curated record
AUGACAAAAAGCAUUUUUGGAAAAGUAUAUGAACAGAAUGUUGUGUUUGAUUAUGAAAAAUAUUCUAAUGACGAUCCCUCUAUCGAUGAAAAACUAUCUAAUAAUAUUGUUGAAACACAUUAUUCAAUUAAUCCUCAUGAAAUUUAUACAUGUAUUCAUUCUGGUCAAGAUGAUAUUUCAUCAAGUGAAUCUUCAAAAACAGCUAUUAUUAAAGUUGAAGACACAGUACCAGAUCUUAGUCAAAAACAUAUUGGUCGAUAUACAUGUGAAUAUGAAGGUUGCAACAGAACAUAUAGUACAGUUGGAAAUUUACGGACCCACAUGAAAACACAUAAAGGCGAGUAUCGAUUUAAAUGUGCAGAACCAAGUUGUGGCAAGGCAUUUCUCACGUCGUACAGCCUUAAGAUUCAUAUUAGGGUACACACAAAAGUGAAACCAUUUGAAUGUAAUCACAAAGGCUGUGAAAAAGCAUUCAAUACCCUUUACAGACUGAGAGCUCACCAAAGACUUCAUAGUGGCAAUACAUUUAAUUGUGAAGAAACUGGAUGUGUUAAAUUCUUCACUACUUUAAGUGAUCUCAAGAAACAUAUUCGUACUCAUACUCAAGAAAGACCUUACAAGUGUCGAGAAAAAGGUUGUGGUAAGGCUUUUACAGCAUCACAUCAUUUAAAAACACAUAAGAGAACACAUACAGGAGAACGACCUUAUGUGUGUACUGUUGGUAAUUGUAAACGAUCUUUUACCACACCUCAUAGUUUAAAGAGUCAUUUGAAAACCCAUAAGAGAGCUGUUAAUAAUAAUGAAAUGAAACAUGAAGUCAAUCAAGAUGAUUACAGAAACCAAAGAAAUAGUGAAACAUUGAAAAUCAAAGUCGAUAUUGAUGAAAUAACAUCAACGAAUACAAAUGUGCCAUGUUAUGCCAUUAUACCAUUAUCUUCUAGUAAUGGACAAAAUAAGGAAAGUAUUACUUAUUUAUCUAUAGAAAAUCCUAAUGAUCAGUCAACAUCUACGAAUGAGAUGAUGGGUAUCUUAAGUCAAAGUGGACUAAAUAAAGAACUCGAUUAUAAUGUUAUUGAUAAAGAUAAUGAAAAUCUAAAUAAAACUACAGAUAUUGCUCUACUUACAACAGAAAAUAUUAUGUUAAAUAAUUUUACUGAGCAUGCAAUUGAUAAUUUUAAUAAUAAUGAAAAUUAUAACAAAUUUAAAAUAUUUAAUGAUGUAAAUGAUUCAAAUUUACAAGAUCAAAAUCAGCAAUAUACUUCUAAUUCUUCCACAAAUACUCAAGAUAGCAAGGCAAAUAAUAAAAAUAAGUCUAAUUCGAUAAAUUUAGAACAAAAAAUUAUACAAAAUGGUUUACAAAAUACCAUUGCUCAUAUCUCAGAAGGUACAGAUUUCACUAGUGAUGUGCAAGAAUAUGAAGAUGAUAGUACUAUUGUCAAUAAAGUUUACGAUAAUGAAGCAAAUGUAAGCGUAACUGGUGAAAACAAUAACGCAACGUUGUAUAACGCAAAUUCUGUUACUAGUCAUGUAUCAAAUAUAAUUAGUUCCUCUAAUGAGACUCAGCUCUUUGAUAGUGAGAUAGAAAAUUUACCAUUUAUUAAUGAUAGUUUACGAACUAGAUCUCUAAACGAAGUUGAACAUGCAUUGAAUUCUAAUGUUAUUGCAACUACGCAAUCGGAAGCUAUUGAACUAGCCAUAGCAUCUGAGGAGGAAAUACCUUCUCCUUGGGUAGAUGUCAUGGCAAUGGCAACUCCAUCCGCAUUAAGGAGGCAGUCUUGGUCGGAAUUAAAUGCUUUUCCAACAGCGGUUCAUUCGUUAGUUGAUUUAGUUGAACCAGGACCAUAUCCAUUACAGAUAGAAAGUCAGUUACAUCCAUUACAACAAGUAGAUAAUGUAAACUUAGUAGAUGCAGAGAACAUUAAUACGUGUACGGAAAUUGUACACUGUCAAGAAAACGACAGUGAUAAACAAACCGGAGAUAAUAUAAAAAUAAAAAAGAGUAGAAAUAUUUUGCAAGAAAUCACAGCCGAGGCAGAUAUAUGCAAAUGUACUGAUUGUAAAUGUGAUUAUUUACAAAAUUGUCAAAAUUGCUCAAAUGAUAAAAUUCAAGAAAUUAAUAAAAAGCAUGUGUCAUCAAAGGUAGUAGAUGAUUUUAUGUCUUGUUUACAAAGAGAAUGUUUUUGUGACAAUAAACCCAAUGAUUGUGGGUCUUGUUGUGUUGUGAUUUGUUUAAAAACGUUACAACAAUUGCAAAAAGUAUUUAGUCGUAAUUGUUGUAGAAGUACUAAUAGUAUAACACGUUGUAGAGAGAAAUUAUUAUCUCCAUUAAUGAAGUGCCAAUUGACAAAAAACCAAUGA